AUGAGCGAGGAUCCGCGGGCCGAACUGACGCGGGAGGAGCGUGACCACGAGGAGGCUGAGCGGGAGCUUGGCGACGGGCCGGCGUACGACGACGGGCAGUGGCACCUCGACGAGCAGGCGCACGGCGAGGAGCCGGAGCGCAGUGACGAGCCUGAAUACGGCGACGAGCAGGAUAGCGACGGCGAGCAGGAGCAUGGCGGGGAACAAGAGCGCGAUGAAGGGCAGGAGGCCGACGGCGAGCGGGCGCACGGCGGGGAACAGGAGCACCACGACCCGCGGCGGAACGGCGGCGAGCAGACACGCGCGGGACCCCACGUCCCAGGCGGAGUCGAGGAAGGAGAGGCGCAGGAGAGGGGGUCGCGUGCGACGGGCCCCAACCGUCGGGAAGGACAGCCUGCCCGCGAUGCACCGCAGCCGGAAGGCCAGGCUCGAGAGGGAGGGACACGCACGAUGCCGACGCGGGGAGUGCGCGGACGAAGCGAGGCUGAGGACAGACACGCAACGGGAGUCCAGCGUCGGCGGGCGGAGGCGAGCGACGGCGGCUCGCGCUCGUCAAGGGAACCGCUGCCAAGGGCCGAACGGUAUGGGGGCGCGGAAGGAAGACGGGGAGGAGCGGAGAGCACGGUUCGCUCUGGGGCGCCACCGCGGGCGCUGGGAGGAGGCCAUGGGGGGGAGCAUCACUCGCCAGAAACGCGGAGGCGUAGGGAGGGGCGGCGGAUGGAGGGGUCACGUUCACCGCACAGGCAGCAAAAGUGGGGGGGGGGGGAACCAGAGGAGAAUCACGGUCGCCCGACCGGCGCUGUUGACGGGAGGAAGGGCGGGAGGAAGCAGGACGCGUGCCGCCAGGCAAACGGCUGCAGGAGAGAAGGGAGUGGUCGCCACCCCCAGCGAGACAUCAGCCGCGUGAAGCCGGCCCGAGGGUGUGGGAGCAGAGUCAUUACUCGCCGGAACGACGAUGAGAGCAGACGGGAAGGGGAGGUAGUCAGUGGGGACAGUCGGGAGAGGUGCGCGAAGGGAAGCAGGAGAGCAGGGCCAGGAGUGGCAGCUUGGCCCAGAGGGCUGAGCGAGCCCGUAUGGCCAGAGAGGGACUGGAACGAGCAGGGCAAGGAGGGGGGUAUGGGAGACCGCGGGGAGGGGCAAGUGAGUCUUGGGGAGAGGGAAGAGGAGGUGGGGCCACGGCGACAAGGGUAG
Closterium sp. Naga37s-1 is the source of this 1191-nucleotide messenger RNA. The record is from the annotation of a GenBank genome assembly. NCBI's taxonomy places the organism in Eukaryota, Viridiplantae, Streptophyta, Zygnematophyceae, Desmidiales, Closteriaceae.